GAAGGACCACACAAUAGCUGGUUUCAUUGGAUUCUAACCAUAUCCAUUCUUCCCUAUCCCAUCCAAAAUUUCCAUUUUUCCACCACUUAAAUAAAAAGUGUAAAAAAUAUUCUAUGCUAGAAAGUUUAAUAUAUGCAUAUAUAUAUAUAGUAAAUUCUUAGUUACUCCCUCUCUUGUUUGACCAAAUUAAGUUUCAAUCUUUAUUGAAUUUUGCACCCUGCAAUGCCAGGAACAAUCAUGGUUUCAGUGCUGGAAUUCAUGGAUCUUCCAUUUUCUUCAUCAACAUCCAUAAGGGCUUCCAUGGGGAAAAUGGAGUAUGAAAUCAAUGAUAAAGGAAACUUUUCCUUCCCCAUAACUAGCCUUCGUGACGAUUUGAUUUUUAAAAUUCAGGAUUCUGAAGGGAAUGAAAUAUCGCAUGCAGGAGUACAUUUAAGGUUGAUAUUACAGAAAGGUGUUUGGGAAGAUAUGUUUCCACUUGGGGAAGGACAGUUGCAUUUGAAGCUGCAAGUCAUACUUAGCGAUGAAGAGCGUGACAGAAUUCGUAUGAUGAGACAAUCUGCAUUAAAGAAAAAACAAGAUGAGCUUCUUAACAGCCAAAGAGGUGCAGAAAGUGACAGACGUAUGAUUAUCAGCAACGCAACAUUACCCUUAAGCACUAGUGAUGAGGUCUCAGUUAUGAAUUUGGUCCCACAUACAUUUCCUCAAAGGCUUUCUCCUGAUGUUUUAAGUGCUCCAUCUUCUCAAGAAUCAUCACAAAAGCAACAUCUUCAACAUGAAGCAGUUUCCCAAUUACAAAGUCCUGUUGGUUUCUCCGAUGACAAAGAAAGUUCCACGACAAAUGUUGUUGAGGCUCAGCUUGAACAGAAACAGCUAAACUCAAACAUUGCAGAUCAAUAUAGAGAGACCUCAUCAACAAAACCUGUGUUACAAGCAGUUAAUAUCAUUCAAUUACAGCGUAUCGAUAAAAAGCCAGCCAGUGAGUCAACAUUUGUGAAACAACCUCAGAGAGUUACUGGUACAGUAGAAAUGGUGAAAUCUUUAAGCUCGGAAAAAAUUAAUGUUCUGACAAAUAGUCCGACACAAAAUAAUCUAGAAGAUGAUAGUCUUCAAUAUUCUGAGAAGAAGGCUCCACCAAGGAGAACUCCUAGCAAUGUUAGGAAAAUGAUAAGUGCUUUUGAAAGUGUUCCACCUAAGGAUAUUAGGUCUCCUAUUAAACCGCCUCCAACAAAAUAUCAAGCGAGUCCAAUUGAAAAGAAAGAUUCUUCGGAGACUCAGCAUUUGGAACAAGAUAAGUCACUGAACACAGAGCCAAGAGCCUUCUUACAAGAAAGGUUGAAAAGUGCUACCUUGGUAAGAAACUUGCAACAGGUUCCAGUACAAAUUGGAGAAAGUAAAGAGAAAAUUAAGGACACCAUGCAAUUGGAGUUGAGCACCAAAAAUAUCCCGAACAAACAAACAGAUUCAAAUGCAAGAAAUGAAGAUCAAGACGAUGAGUCCAAUAGCAAAGUACGAAAUAGUAGAGAUCAAGAGAAAGAGAGAAAUAAUAGAAUUUUGACAAGAACAUCUACAUGUGAAACAAUUAACGUUUCAGGAAAGGUGCCUUUGAAGCUCUCUGAGAGAAAUACUCCUAACAACCUAAGUCAGGAUGCAAAGUGCCUAAGCCAUGAAAGAAGUUUGGAUUUCACGAAAAUAGAAAAUGUAGAUAAGAAUGUACCAUAUACUGAAACCGGAACCGAGGUGAGCAAGUAUGAAAAGUUACAGGACAUUGAAGAAUCAAAAACCAAUACUUCUACUGAUGAUAAGGGAGAUGAAAAUUCUGGAGGACCGUUUGAUCAGGUUAUAAAAGUUGCAAUCGUUAUAGGGUUUGGAUUACUUGUUCUCUUUACAAGACAAAGAAAAAAGAGAAGGAAAGAGAAUAGUGCCUGAGAAUCAGUUCAACAAACCUCAAAUUCUUCAUCUUUUGAAGCACAUACAUCUGCAUGAUCAAAUUCUUUUCAAGUUUCAGAUGCUGGAUCAAAUCGUGCUUGAUGAACAUCUUGCAUGAGUUGAAACCAUGUCAUUGCGGAGAUAAUUGCAUCCUUCAAAAAGAAGAAACGUAAACAUUAAUAUUCAGCUUUGUUGAAGGGACUUUGGGAGGCAUGACAACAUUUUAGUUGAUGUUCCAUGUAAAAUGGAGUUGAACUUUGCAACGCUGUUCUUUAUUGCUUCAGGAAUAUCAUUCGGCCCUUUGGUCAAAAAAGGGCCUUUUUUUUCAUCAUACCUUUUAUGUUUUGAUUACAAGAAUGUCAUUUUGUAGUUGUUUUGUUUCUUUAUUUAAAGUUUUGCAGAAGAAACUAUGAAAACAAUGUAAUAUUUUGCAUUUUGUAAGUAAAUUCUUUCAAUUAA
Molecule: messenger RNA, 2385 nt
Organism: Medicago truncatula (barrel medic)
Lineage: Eukaryota; Viridiplantae; Streptophyta; Magnoliopsida; Fabales; Fabaceae
Product: probable replication factor C subunit 1
Exons: 12
Coding region: 223-1926 (567 amino acids)
Source: RefSeq, a predicted model, not a curated record